AUGGUGAACGGCGUUACACCGGCACAGAUACUGUGCGGAACUCAAGGAACAGACACGGGGCAAUGUAGGAAUAGGCAUAUAGAAUUACCUGGAUCGAAACUUCCUACUCUGCCCAGAGGUUUACCAGAUAUAAGAGGUCUCAGCGAGCUCCAGGCUGGUCGCGAGGAAUGGCUGGUCGGUGAUGCGAUCGAUAGAUCGCUGAAAGUGUACCGCGACGCCUUGCCGAAGAUGGCAAGAGAAAUGAUCCAUAUUGUAGACACGAGCCUCGGCGACUGGUUUGACGAAAGCGACGUGGUAUUCAACCGUGCAAUGGGGAAAAAUUAUAGAAGAUUCUACCGAAGCUUCAAAACAACCGAGUACACUCUGUGGCCGAUGAACGUCCAUGGUAACCAUUGGGAGUUGGGCGUUAUCCGCAAAGAGAAAGCCACAACCGGUGAUUACCCAUGGACAAGAAUCGUCCAGUUUGCGAUUAUCGAUUCAUGGGAAGGUACAACGAGGGGUCCGCAGAGGCUAUUUGUCGAAGCCCGGGCUCAAAAGUUCUUCAAACAAAAUGGAUUUACAUUUGCUACGGACUACCGUCGCGACAUAGGAACCGGCAAUCAGCCGGACAUUUGGAGUUGCGGUCUCCGAACAUUUUGGGCGGCUAAGAUUAUGAUGAACCGGAUAGCUAGCCUGGUAAAGGGUGAUGUCUAUCGAUAUACGGACAAACUCUGGAUAGACCUGAGAGGCUGGUUCAAUCCCGACUUUACACGAUGGGAAAUGAUUGGCCUUAAUGCUUAUUCUGCUAUCCAAGAGAUGGGCUAUAAAGGACGUAUCGCGGUGGAAGUAGUCGACCAGGUUAGAGAGGGAACUGGGAAUGUGGAUGCGGCUAAAACGAUGACACCGCCCUCAGGUGGGGAUUCAGUCGUAGUCAACUUGGAUGAUGGUAGGAAGCACCCGAGAGAUGACACCGACGAUGUGGAGGAACAGCCUCCUACAAGAAGGGGAGUCGACGAUGAUCCACCGGUACCUAAUCAACAGGCGAUAGCACCGUCGUAUUCGAUAGCGCAGGGUAGCUAUCAGGCCUACGAUCUGGGGAGGGCUAAUCCGGUCUUCCCGCCGCCUUCCCAGCUUCUUAGUCAUAGACCUGCUCCUCCCACAACUUCGAGUACAGGAUCUAGAAUACCUAUUCCAGUCCCAGCUCCAGCCCCAGCACCUCAGCCUGCGAGACUCUUCACGCCGGAUGCAAGUGAUCAAUUCAACCGGAGGAGACGAGGAGGUGGUGGUGGUGGAGGAGGAGGACGGGGACGAAGAAGAGGACGAUGA
Daldinia caldariorum is the source of this 1305-nucleotide messenger RNA. RefSeq lists its product as uncharacterized. NCBI's taxonomy places the organism in Eukaryota, Fungi, Ascomycota, Sordariomycetes, Xylariales, Hypoxylaceae. Bases 1 to 1305 code for a protein of 434 amino acids. The record is from RefSeq and is a predicted model, not a curated record. The transcript has a single exon.